AUGGAAGGCGCCUACGGAAAGUUAUGUCACAGAUGUAAACGCAUUUUCAGUGCUUCCGUUACGGAGACAGUUGAUUUGUAUCGCAACUACAGGGAGUUUCUCGCAAGUAAGAACAACGGGUGCGUUAUCUGCUCUUUGUUAUGGGCAGCGCAUAAACCUCCAGCCCAUAAUAAGCGAGGUGCAGAGAACGUCGAUGGCGAUUACGAGUUUGGGCAGUUUGAUAUCUACACCCGUGGGUCCUGCAAAACCGGUGGAAUGAAAUUUGGUUCAGUUCACUCUCCUGAAAUUGGUUUCCAUAUUACAACUCAGUGGGCUGAAAAAUCAACGAUGUAUCUCGAUAUAGUCAAUAUAGAUACCCAAAUCGAAGACUAUAUCUCCUUCGUGAAAUAUUUCGCAGAGACAAUAGAACUUGACCUUGGCCUUGAGCUUGAGAACUUUAUUUGGGGACUCGUUGGUCGUAGCCCAAGGACAAUAGAGCACAAAGUUGAGACCCUUCCUUGGAGAGUCCUUGGUCCUAGCACAGGGUCUGAUGAAUCCCUAAUAAAGAUACGCGAGUGGGUUUCGUCCUGUGAAGCCAACCAUAAGCACUGUAACCUUAACCGGAGACAUCGCGUAGCUCCCAGCUUAGGAGCUAGCACAUUCUUUCCCUCUCGAGUGGUUGAUGUCGAAAAGGCCGAUAUUGGCAUAAUAUCUUUACGAGAUCGAGCCGAGGUAUUGGCUCAAUUCGGCUCUAAGAAUGAUGAACCUCCUGCCUACUGGACUUUAUCUCAUCGCUGGGGAGAAACUAAUGCGAUGCCACGACUUCUCAAAGAGACAGAGCUCAGGCUACGUGAAGGCAUCAAACUUGACGAAUUACCGCCAAUCGACAGGAUGUGGCCAGCCUUUCGCGAUGCGGCCCUCCUUGUAAAACGCCUUGGUUACAGAUAUCUAUGGAUCGACUCGUUGUGCAUCUUUCAAGAUUCGGAGACUGAGUGGCAACGAGAGGCUGGGAUGAUGGCAAAGGGGGGGCUCACCUCCAGGCUCUUAUAUCCUUUUAUAAUAAAUGGAGAUGACGACAAGCCAUGGUGCCUCUUAUGGUGUCGCCCAUCGUGGAAUCACGAAGUUGAAGACGCGCCUUUGGCGAGUCGCGGCUGGGUUGUGCAAGAACGCUUCUUAUCUACGCGGACUGUUUACUUUACUGAUCAUCAGAUUUUCUGGGAAUGCUUGGAAGCGACCGAUUCUGAAACCCAGCCGAGGGGUGGGGUCUUGCAACAAACCAUGUUUUUAAUUGACAGAGAAAACACUAAGCAAGAUGGUAAAUCAAUGGGGCUGGGUUUUUGUAGGCGUAGGCUGGAAGAAAACACUCCCAAGUUACACCUCCACGCCUCUAACACACAAAUGUCGAAGGAAGUAUAUGACGACUGGGAUCGUGUUGUGAACUAUUACAUGUCCUGUGGGCUUACGAAGGAGUCUGAUAGAUUAAUUGCCAUUUCAGGUAUUGCAAAAGCCUUUCACGAAGCGACCGGCGACACAGUCUCCCAGGGAAUACCGAAUCCAAAGUCAUGGGCAUGCUCCGUCGUGGAGUUGGAUAUCACUCACGAAAGCAGCGGCAAGGCCCUACGAUAG
This is a messenger RNA of Daldinia caldariorum, 1605 nucleotides long. RefSeq lists its product as uncharacterized. Bases 1 to 1605 code for a protein of 534 amino acids. The transcript has 4 exons. Lineage: Eukaryota; Fungi; Ascomycota; Sordariomycetes; Xylariales; Hypoxylaceae. The record is from RefSeq and is a predicted model, not a curated record.